UUUCAGUAUUCAAUAACCUUGCUUUACUCUGCAGCUAACUUCUCUGUCCCAUUGCAGCCAUUUCAUAGCUAACUCUUUGAAAUUUCAGCUUACUCUUCUUUGCUUCUUUGCUUCUUUGCUUCUUGCUCAUAACGAUAACUUAAAAGCCUUACGUUCAGAUAGAUAAUCAUUGACCAGUCCAUCCUAUAUCAUUCUAUUUAAUUUAGAAAUGCUGAAAGAAAAACGCAAGCAAUCCAAAGAUGAAGAAAACGAUUCAUCCUCGCGAAAGAGAAGAAAACCUGACCUCAGUAAGCCUGUCAGUUUUGUCUCCACAGCUGCCAUGACAGAGCCAGAGUCUUCUCGAUCUAGACCUGAAGGGACCUAUGAUGUCUUCUUGAGCUUUAGAGGAGAAGACACUCGCAAGAAAUUUACAGAUCAUCUCUAUACUGCCUUGGUCCAAGCAGGAAUCCACACUUUUCGAGACGAUGAUGAACUUCCUAGAGGAGAAGAAAUCUCCAAACAUCUCCUCAAGGCAAUUCAAGAAUCCAAGAUCUCCAUAGUUGUCUUCUCAAAAAGAUAUGCUUCUUCUAGAUGGUGUCUUAAUGAACUAGUAGAGAUUCUUAAGUGCAAAAAUCCGAAGACUGUUCAGAUUGUUCUUCCUAUAUUCUAUGACAUUGAUCCUUCAGAUGUGAGAAAACAGACUGGCAGUUUUGCAGAAGCAUUUGAUAAACAUGAAGACCAUUUUAAAGAGAAGGUGAAGGAGUGGAGAAAAGCUCUUGAGGAGGCUGGAAAUCCAUCUGGAUGGAAUCUCAAUGAUAUGGCAAAUGGGCAUGAAGCAGAAUUUAUCAAAGAGAUUAUCAAGGAUGUGUUGAAUAAAUUAGAUCCCCAGUACUUUUGUGUUCCUGAGCACCUAGUAGGUAUGGAUCGGCUUGCUCGUAAUAUUUUUGACUUUCUAAGUACUGCAACAGAUGACGUACGCAUUGUGGGCAUACAUGGGAUGCCAGGAAUAGGAAAGACCACUAUAGCAAAAGUUGUAUUUAAUCAACUCUGCUACGGAUUCGAGGGAAGCUGCUUUCUUUCGAAUAUCAAUGAAACAUCAAAACAAUUCAAUGGUCUGGCUCUUUUACAAAAGCAGCUUCUUCAUGAUAUUUUAAAACAAGAUGUUGCUAACAUCAAUUGUGUCGAUAGAGGAAAGGUUCUGAUCAAAGAACGACUUUGUUGCAAAAGAGUUCUUGUUGUUGCUGAUGAUGUGGCUCGUCAGGAUCAGCUAAAUGCUUUGAUGGGAGAGCGAAGUUGGUUUGGUCCCGGAAGUAGAGUGAUUAUUACAACAAGAGAUUCAAGUGUUCUACUUAAAGCAGAUCAAGCAUAUCAGAUCGAAGAAUUGGAACCAUAUGAGUCCCUUCAGCUUUUCAGCUGGCAUGCCUUGAGGGACACAAAGCCAACAGAAGAUUAUAGUGAGCUUUCGAAGGAUGUAGUUGAUUACUGUGGAGGACUUCCUUUAGCUCUUGAGGUUAUGGGUGCUUGUCUGUCCGGGAAAAGCAGAGAUGGUUGGAAAUGUGUAAUUGACAAAUUGAGAAGAAUUCCACACCACGAUAUUCAAGGAAAGCUUAGAAUAAGUUUUGACGCACUGGACGGUGAAGAACUACGAAAAGCAUUCCUUGAUAUCGCAUGCUUCUUUAUUGAUAGAAAGAAAGAAUACGUCGCAAAAGUGCUAGGAGCCCGUUGCGGUUACAAUCCAGAAGUUGAUUUGCAAACUCUCCAUGAAAGUUCUCUGAUUAAAGUAUUGGGAGAGACGGUAACCAUGCAUGAUCUAUUACGAGACAUGGGAAGGGAGGUCGUUCGUGAAACGUCUCCAAAAGAACCUGGAAAGAGGACCAGAAUUUGGAAUCAACAGGAUGCAUGGAAUGUAGUUGACCACCAGAAGGGUACGGAUGUUGUAGAGGGUCUUGCACUGGAUGUCAGAGCAUCAGAAGCUAAAUCACUUCGCGCAGGAUCAUUUGCAGAAAUGAAAUGCUUAAAUUUACUCCAAAUCAAUGGAGUACAUCUCACCGGAUCCUUCAAACUGCUUUCUAAAGAGUUGAUGUGGAUUUGUUGGCAUGAAUGUCCUUUGAAAUGUUUUCCAUCUGAUUUUACCUUGGACAAUCUAGCUGUUCUUGAUAUGCAGUACAGUAACCUCAAAGAACUAUGGAAGGGUAAAAAGAUUCUCAACAAGCUAAAAAUCCUCAAUCUCAAUCAUUCUCAAAACCUUAUUAAAACACCAAACUUGCACAGUUCAAGUCUAGAGAAACUAAUUCUGGAAGGUUGCUUGAGUUUAGUUGAAGUCCAUCAAUCUAUUGGAAAUUUGACGAGCCUUGUUUUCUUGAAUCUGGAGGGAUGUUGUAGUAUGAAGAUUCUCCCUGAAAGCAUUGGCAAUGCAAAGUCUCUUGAAACUCUGAAUAUUUCCAGGUGUUCACAACUUGAUAAAUUGCCAGAACGCAUGGGUGAUAUGGAAUCCCUAACUGAGCUGCUAGCCGAUGGGAUUGAAAAUGAGCAAUUUCUCUCUUCAAUUGGACAAUUAAAGCAUGUCAGAAGGUUAUCAUUGCGUGGAUGCAAUCCGGCUCCACCAAGUUGUUCUUUGAUUUCAGCAAGUGUUUCAAAUUUGAAACGUUGGCUGCCAACAUUUUUCACUGAAUGGAGAUUAGUGAAACGUCUUAAGCUUUCUAAUGGUGGUUUGUCUGAUCGCGUAACUAACUGUGUUGAUUUUAGGGGUUUGUCUGCUCUAAAAGAAUUGGAUCUAUCAGGAAACAAAUUCUCUAGCCUGCCUUAUGGGAUCGGCUUCCUUCCCAAGCUACAGGUCUUGUGUGUUCAGGCAUGCGAAUAUCUUGUAUCAAUCCCAGAUCUUCCCUCAAGUUUAGACACUUUGAAUGCAUAUUGUUGCAAAUCAUUGGAAAGAGUAAUGUGCAACGGUUGUCAUGGGUACUGUAUUUCCUGCUUUCCUGGUGGUGAGAUGCCAAAAUGGAUGAGCUACAGGGGAGAAGGAUGCUCAUUGUCAUUCCAUAUACCUCCAGUCUUCCAUGGCUUAGUUCUUUGGUUUGUCUGUCCAUAUACCCAACGUUAUUACCCACAUACUAACAUUAUUAGUAUUAAAAGAAAUAAAAGCAACGGUAUUCAAUUGUUUGAAGAAAAACGAAUAGCAGAAGCUGGGGGAUGGAUAGGAUACAUAAGUAGAAGUGAAAUGGCAAUGGAAGAUUACUGUGCAGAUGACGAAUUCGAACUAUACAUUUCUUCAGAGUCAUCAGAGUAUGCAGUGCGCAACGGUUUCCCACUCUUACCCGUUAAAGAAUGUGGGGUCCACGUGAUCGCGGAGAAGUUAGAUUCAUUUGAAGAGUCGGCGGUGGGAAGAGAUACAACGAUGCCUUCACCAAUGCUGUAUCAUCUGUUUCCUCACCCCCAUUGUGGUCCAAUUAUAGCGUCUACACCAAACCAAUGGAGUGACUAUUUAUUUUCGAAGCUGCAAAAACAGAGCCCCAAUUUAUUACUUAAUGGACUGGAAUAUUGGCCUUCAUUGACUUGAGAUGAGAGUACAAGAUCAUUUUACAUAGAGAUGCUUGAAGUUGCUCCAAAUCAGUGCAAUACUUUCAUCUGACAUGUUGAUAUGUAUUUGUUGGCUUGAAGAUUAUUUUCCAAGCUUGGAAGUUUUAUUGAAUUCUCUUUGAAAUCUUUUCCAUC
Molecule: messenger RNA, 3687 nt
Organism: Populus nigra (black poplar)
Lineage: Eukaryota; Viridiplantae; Streptophyta; Magnoliopsida; Malpighiales; Salicaceae
Product: disease resistance protein RUN1-like
Exons: 7
Coding region: 209-3532 (1107 amino acids)
Biological process (GO): defense response; signal transduction
Molecular function (GO): protein binding; ADP binding
Source: RefSeq, a predicted model, not a curated record